This is a messenger RNA of Penicillium vulpinum, 1440 nucleotides long. Its product is annotated as putative Golgi transport complex component Cog5. Bases 1 to 1440 code for a protein of 479 amino acids. The transcript has a single exon. Gene Ontology annotation, biological process: intra-Golgi vesicle-mediated transport. The record is from RefSeq and is a predicted model, not a curated record. Gene Ontology annotation, cellular component: COG complex. Lineage: Eukaryota; Fungi; Ascomycota; Eurotiomycetes; Eurotiales; Aspergillaceae.
AUGGCGGAAGCAGACCCGUCAUACAUAGACUAUGAGGCCUUCUUAGACCCAGACUUCUCGCCAGCUUCCUUCGCCAACACACUGGUGACAAGCACAAACAAUGCAACAGAUACCCCGUUGGAUUUAUCAACACCAUUGUCACGGGUGCUCUUUGAUCUUCAGGAGAUCGACACACACAUCCAUGCAUUGACAACCAGAUCAGCAAUCCCAUUGCUUUCACACACCCAAAGCCAAAUUGCUGCUGCUGAUAAUAUCCUCAAAGAAUCAGGGACACAGAUUGCUUCUGUGACUCAAGGGUACGAGCGCCUUCAAAAAGAGGUUGUACAAAAAUGGGAAGCAGCCGACGAAGCCCGUAUUGCUGCUGAAAACUCGCUUGCGACCGUCCGUCUAGCAAGGGCUGUUGCGCGAUGCAUAACCCUGGGCAGACAGCUGGAGAGCCAGGUUUCUGAAAUUACAGGCCGAGGGCCAACAGGACCGGCCCCGGAUGGAGCAGCAUCACCGUCAACUGGGAAAGAUGGGUUUCGCGCACUGGAGCGAGCAGCGUACACGAUUUUAAAUCUGCGCGAAAUGUUCUCAGCUGCAGCGGAGGGCGAGGAAGGCUAUGGAUUGGAUCGAGUAAAAGUCGCUCGUACUCUACGUGGAGAAUUUGUCAUUCCCGCAGAGAACAUGGUCAAGUCGAGAGCGCAACAGACCAUCAACAGAUUUUCUUUGUCCUCGAAUUCAGCAAGCUCCAAUGGCCAGUCAUCCAUGCAAUCUGGCUACAAGCAAGCCCGCGAUGCCCGAGCACGACUGGCAACAGCCGCCACAACUCUAUAUCUUCUUUCGCCUCCUCCAAAGAACGCAACCGCCCCAGCAGACUACAAGCCUGAACUCUUGUUAUCAACAUUACAAGGGUUCAUGCAUACAGCAAUUAUGACAUCCGUGAAUUCCCUCGCCCGGGCUCUUACCCAGCUCCCAACCAUGGACCGAGCCCUCGCCGACAUCUCCGCGCGAUGCCAAGAUAUAGUCGCCUUGGAGAACAUUCUCAGAAACCUCGGCCCACCACCACACCCUCUCUUAGCCUCCACUACUACAACCGACGAACCCGCCACUGAAACUCAAACAGCGGCCUCAAAUAAACCUAAUCUCCUACAGCCUCUGCUCCAGGCCUUAGACACCUCAUCUCUUCCUUCCUACUACUGGCGCUCCCUCGCCUCGUCUCUCGCCCCGCGUGUUCAGGAAAUCGCCAACCGAGGCGGUGUCUCCGUCCGUACCUUGCGGUCCAACCGUGAUCGACUAAGAGUCGAGAUCAAGGAGUGUGUGCUCCGUGCGUCACAGGUGUCUGCUACCAGCCUGCUGGCUGAGAAGGGUCGACCAGGACCCGACAUGGUGGUGGUUGGAAACUGGGAGCGAGAGGCUGCCGUGAUGGUGAGCUCGGUUGUCGGUCCUCUGGGACGGUGA